AUGGCUGUGAUGGAUGAGCGUAUGCAGAUCGGCUUUCGCAAAGCCAGCUCUCGCUAUAUGUUCAAUUUGGCUCGCAUAUGUGCGAAAUACUGCGGGCCCUCGGCCGAUCGUCGAAUCGCACUUCGGGCGCUGCAGAGGAAUCUUGGCGAGGCACACAUCUCGUCGCCCGUUCUUUAUUUGCCCAACGAACGCGACAGAGCGGCGUGCCAGCGGCUUAAUGAGCUUUUUGAAGCUGAGUAUACGGAGCGCUCAUCCAAAUCACUGCGGAAGCGGCCAGCCCGGGCACGCCGGUCAUGUGAUAUGGAACAGCAAUUAUCCAAGUUCACCACAUCCAAAAUGCAGCGAUCCUGCACGACAGUUGUUACGCAUGGAUACAACUUGCGGAGUUCAAGUCGCUCAAGCCGUUUUGUUGACGGUAUGCAUUCGUUUAGUGCCUGGGACUUCCUUUUUUGUGCUAGUUCGAAGGUUAUGCAUAAAAGUCUAAAAGUGGAAAGCGCCUGGACAUUCGGUGUGGUGAUCCCAUGUGAUGUUGAGGAAGCCAGAAAUACAAGUUAUUUUAAUUCGCUUUCCGAGAAAGGAGCGCUUGCUGGCAUAUUGGUCGAUUCAGUGGAGGAGGGCCCUCUCCGACCAGAGACAAGCGAUUAUUUGGGAUGUAACGAUGAAAAUUCGUUGAAAAUUCGUAAUGAAGAAAAUUUGGCACCGAAUGUUGACAGUAAAAUUGCCGGUAUGCUAACGGUUAUGCCUUGUGAAGAAGGUCCGAGCUCGGACAUAUGCCGAGUACGUUUAGACAAGCGGCGUCGCCCCUUGAAAAGGCUUUGUGAUAACCAGUUGAAAGCCGUUAACAGCAACGAAAUCGAGGGAAUGUUGACGCGCAUGCCAUUUGAAGGUCCUUGCUCGAGCAAGUAUCAAGAAGGACGUUUCACCAAAGCUGCCCUAGAAAAAAAGCAACUGAAGAGCAUUAAAAAAGUUAUCUGGAAAAAUGGCUUCGAAUCUCAGCUCGUUACCGGAAUGCGCUUCUCUGUAGACCUGAUCGCAGCUUUCGACGUCGUUGUGCCCAGGCAGAUCGUUGUAAUUCCUUCCGCACAAUCGGUUACAUUACUUUGGAUUAAUCAAUUCUACGGGAUUUACUGUUGCACAGAAGAAGCUUCACUUUUAAUACUCAGAGGGGGCAGAGGGGUGGAGAGAGACGUGAGGAAAAAGGAAAAGGGAUUCAAAAUGGACGUUGCAUGUUCACAUUUGCACGGUAUCCUCCAGUCCACAUUAAUUUGUUUGCUUUUCACUCGCGCAUUUUGCUUAUUUGAUCCCAAAUAUGUUUUGCAUAAAGUUGAGGAAUAUGUGCAAGAUUACAGCUGUGGUAUUUUCGCGAUUGGAUUCCCGCUGCAUAUUUGUCGCUCGUUGGCGCAGCUCUUCGAAGAUGGUUGUGAGGUACCAUUCGUUGCACGCUAUCGCCGUCAUCUUAUUGGUGGCGCAACACCGGACGAUUUGCGUCAUGCGCUUGUGGCAUUCAAUAAUGCAAAAGCACUGCGAGUGAAGGCCGAGAAGUUGAUAAAGCGUGCCGAUGCGGAGAUUGGGGACAGAUUACUGCGAGAUUCUGUUAAGAAUGCUCUUUCGAAAACAAUGGAUGAAGGCGAAUUGGAUGGCAUUUUUGAGCCCUUCAAAAAGGCCAGGAAGGGCUCAUUGGCAACACGAGCUGCAGAGCUAGGCCUAACUGAAGUCUGUGAAAAAUUGCGCCGCGGUGAAUUCGUGAACCUGCAACGACUCGUUGGUACCAAGCCAGGUACCGAUUUUUAUUAUUUGUUUUUCUUCCCUAUUGAGUUGCCGCACUUCUUUGCACUCCUUUUUGAAAUUGUACCAAAAUGA
Gongylonema pulchrum is the source of this 1860-nucleotide messenger RNA. The record is from the annotation of a GenBank genome assembly. NCBI's taxonomy places the organism in Eukaryota, Metazoa, Nematoda, Chromadorea, Rhabditida, Gongylonematidae.